Messenger RNA from Mus musculus (house mouse), 1612 nucleotides. It is a transcript of the gene Nat14, whose product is annotated as N-acetyltransferase 14. The record is from RefSeq and is marked validated. Bases 437 to 1057 code for a protein of 206 amino acids. Gene Ontology annotation, cellular component: membrane. Lineage: Eukaryota; Metazoa; Chordata; Mammalia; Rodentia; Muridae. Gene Ontology annotation, molecular function: acyltransferase activity, transferring groups other than amino-acyl groups; N-acetyltransferase activity. The transcript is spliced from 3 exons.
CCUUUUGGCAAGCUCUCUUACUCCCUGAGCUAUUUCUCUGGUCCUUUCCCAACCUUUGUAUGUAUUCGUCUGUAGUUGUACUUAUAGCAGGGAGGGUUAGGGAUCAAUUUCUGGAUUUUCCACUUCUUUCCUAUAAACCACCCUUACCUCACCUGAAAGGUAGGUAGAGGAAUAUUAUUAAUUCAAACGAUACCCCAGGUGCCUCCGGGUUGAGAAUAAGGUCUCAGCUGAUGGGGAUGCUUGAUGCUACCCCUCAUCCCUUCCCUCAAAGACCCAAGCGCCAAUGAGAUUAGGUUCACAAGCAACGCCUCCUCUUCCUGAUGCUCAGGUCGCUUAGCAACGAAGGACCAGCAAGAAAGGAGCUGUGCUAAUCCUCCCAGGCAGGCCGGGUGUACAACGUCAGCUCCCUUGGGGAGGGGCCUGCCUGGGGGCUACCAUGGCCCCUAACCACCUGUCAGUGCGGGAAAUGAGGGAAGAUGAGAAGCCCCUGGUGCUGGAGAUGCUGAAGGCUGGUGUAAAAGACACGGAAAACCGUGUGGCCCUCCACGCUCUGACACGACCUCCAGCCCUUCUCCUCCUGGCUGCAGCCAGCAGCGGACUGCGCUUCAUCCUGGCCUCCUUCGCCCUGGCCCUCCUGCUGCCCGUGUUUCUGGCUGUAGCCGCUGUGAAGCUGGGUUUGCGAGCCCGAUGGGGCUCUCUGCCUCCACCAGGCGGCCUGGGAGGGCCCUGGGUGGCUGUCCGUGGCUCCGGCGAUGUGUGUGGAGUCCUGGCUCUGGCCCCUGGUGCCAACGUGGGGGAUGGAGCCCGAGUCACCCGCCUCUCUGUCUCUCGAUGGCACCGUCGCAGGGGCGUGGGCAGAAGGCUGCUGGCCUUUGCCGAGGCUCGAGCCCGAGCAUGGGCUGGAAGUAUGGGGGAGCCUCGGGCCCGGCUCGUGGUCCCAGUGGCUGUAGCCGCUUGGGGGGUGGCAGGGUUAUUGGAGGCCUGUGGCUACCAGGCAGAGGGAGGCUGGGGCUGCAUGGGCUAUAUGCUGGUUAGGGAAUUCAGCAAAGACCUGUGAUUAGAGACCAUGCCCACUGGAUAGAUGGGCAGAGAACCAGCACCUAAAGAACACCUACUGUGUGCCAGGCACUUUACAUCCCCCCCUCAGUGUCUACCUAGUCUGCUGGGCUGAUAGUGAAGCACCGAGGUUGAUGGACUUACAUUCCCAGUGUGCCUGCCAGCUGCAAUGAGGACUCUAAACUCAAGUAGAACAAAUCCCUUCUUGGUCUUCUGGGACCACUAGAGGUCACCGUGUCCAGUCCUUUGCCUCACCCCCACUGCCCCAGUCUGUAUGCACUGAAAAACGUCGGGUUCUGGGUCUACAAAGCCCCUGCUGCCUGUGUUUGAGGUCUGGAAGGGAGAUUUGAGGAAAGAGAGAGAGAGAGAGAGAGAGAGAGAGAGAGAGAGAGAGAGAGAGAGAGAGAGAGAGAGAGAGAGACUAAAAGUUAGAGUCUGUGACAGGGAACUCCCAAAGGGGACAGAUCUUCUGGGAGUGGGUGGGGCCAGGAGCACAGUGUCUCCAAGCCCAUCUGGUUUUUUACACUGUUUGUUAAUAAACCCUGAAACUUCUGUG